Messenger RNA from Hyphopichia burtonii NRRL Y-1933, 1500 nucleotides. It is a transcript of the gene OST1, whose product is annotated as dolichyl-diphosphooligosaccharide--protein glycotransferase subunit. Lineage: Eukaryota; Fungi; Ascomycota; Pichiomycetes; Serinales; Debaryomycetaceae. The record is from RefSeq and is a predicted model, not a curated record. Gene Ontology annotation, cellular component: membrane; oligosaccharyltransferase complex. The transcript has a single exon. Bases 1 to 1500 code for a protein of 499 amino acids.
AUGUUGUUUCAAUUCGGUCGUGGUAAUGCCUUUAUGGCAGUGUUUAUCAUUGGGGUAUUAAUGAUUAGCAGGGUUCAAUCACUUCUAAUUGAUCCAGCUUCAAUAGCUCCCCAUUGGGAGAAUGUUCAUUAUUUACGUUCCAUUGAUUUGACUCGUGGGUAUGUGAGAGAAACCGACUUGAUUGAAAUCAAGAACAUUGAUAGUAAACCCCAACGGGAAUAUACUUUUACUAUCAAUGAUGGAUUUGAAGUAGUUCCAAAAGUUUCUAUACUUGCAGUUUCUUUAGUUGAUAAGGCAAUUGAAGUUGAGCCAACAUCAAUUGGAAAAAAUAUUUUCAAAUUCAAAUUACCAUUCCCAAUAGCUCCAAAUCAAAAUGUCGAAAUUAAAGUUCGUUAUAUUUACACCAAUGCUUUAACUCCAUUACCAGCUAAGAUUGCAAUGGAUGAAAAACAAAACCUUUUAGCUAAACUCAAUAAAUUACCUUAUUCUCCUUAUCCAACCAAAGAAUAUUCUUUAACUUUCACUGGUUUACUGAAAGGUCAAGAAAUGCAAUUAAAUCUCCCAAAUCUUGAUGAAAUUAAAGCUUCAUCGGAUUAUAAUGUUCCAUCAACUUUAAAACCAAGAGUUGAAGAUAAGUCAUUGAAAUAUGGUCCAAUAAUUGAUGAUAUUCCAUCAUUUAGCAUUGAACCAAUGGGAUUAUUAUAUGAACAUAAUAGACCAAUUGCAAAAGUUAAUAAUUUACAAAGAUCGAUCUGGUUACCAGCUUCAGGAGUUGAUCAAUUAUCGAUUGAAGAAUACUAUGAAUUGACCAAUGACGCUGCUGAAUUAUCCUCAGGUUUUUCCAGAGUGGAUUAUAUGAAAGGUAGAUAUGAACAUAUUCGUAAACAUUUUUCAAUAAGUCAUUUGGAAAUUCCUUUGACUUCAAAUAGAAACUUCGAUGAUUAUUACUAUACUGAUCAUGUCGGGGUUGUUUCAACUCAUCAAGUGGCUCAAAACCAUUUAAUUUUACAACCAAGAUUCCCAAUUUUCGGUGGUUGGAAUUAUAAUUUUACCUUAGGUUGGAAUAAUAAAUUUAGUGAUUUUGUUCAUAAAGUUUUAGAUCAAGAAGAUACUUAUAUUAUUAAAGUCCCUCUUUUGAAUACUGUUCGUGACGUCUUUUAUGAUAAUGCUUAUAUCAACUUUUAUUUACCAGAAAAUGCUGAAUUUGUUAACGUAUCAAGUCCCAUUGAUUUUGAAUCAGUUAACGUCGAUAAUGAAUUAAGUUAUUUGGAUGUUUCAAAAGGUCACGUUAAGGUAACAGUUCAUUUUAAAGAUUUAAUUGAUGAUUUACAUAAACUUGAUCUCUUUGUUAGCUACAAAUACACUCCUUCUCAUUACUGGACUAAAGUUUUGAAAAUUGCCGCUUUUGCCUUUGUUGGUUUAACCAGUUAUUAUUUGAUUGGUUUAAUCGAUAUCAGCAUCGAUAAAGAACACAAAUCAGUUGUUGAGGAAAACAAUUAA